CGCGUGGAUUGUGUAUGAUGGCUACAGCGGUGUCUGUGGCUGUAGAACGCAAAAAAAUGCAAAAAGGUUCACUGAAAGAAAAGGUGCUUCAAGUGUAUGAUAAGUUGUUCCAAGGACAAGACAUAACACAGGGCAGAGCGGAAUUUUGGGACGAUUUUUUUCUACUGAAACCAAAUCUUAAAUGCUUGUCUGCACACUUCGAGAAAACAACUAUUGAAGAUCUGAUCAGGCUUAAGCCUCAGCUCAACAGACUGUUUAUACAGUGCCUCCAAACAGCUCAGUAUGAUGGACAUCGUAUCCGUAUCGCCAACGCUAUUCAGACAUUGGAUUGUUUACUGAGUGGCGUUCACAAAUGCAGAUCACCAAAUGUAAAUGAGGAACUAAGUGCAAUACUUUUAGGACCAGAGCAUGUCAAAGAUUUUAUGGAGAACUAUAUUUCUCUGUGCGUCGCACUAGUUCGGGAAGAUACAGCAGAAUUACUUCGUAGUCUUAUAUUCAACUCAAUGCUGACAUUUGCUUCAGUUACUUCAUCCUUGAACAAAAAUCCAUUUGUUCCUAUCCUGUUAGAUGAUCGUAUUUAUGACUUAAUAAUGAAUACAUUGAUCAAUCCUCAAUUAAGAUAUUAUCAUGGUGUUACUGCAUGCAGAUUUCUUGGUCUACUAUUACAAUAUAAAGAACCUGAUUCACUGAAUUCAUUUCAAGCAUUAGUUCAUCAGACAGAAGAUGAACUUUUGUUAAAUAGUAUACUAUCUACAGUUGCUCUUGCAUUAUCUGAAUUUAAUUUAAAAUUCGGACAACAUCGUGACAAUUCCGGUGGUAUUCUAUCUUCUUUUUCAUCUUUUUUCACUACUCUGGUCUCUGGUGAUGUUGCGUCAAUUAUCAGUUUAAGACCAUGUGAUUCACUUUUACUAUGUCUUUAUGAAUUAGCUAGAAGUAGUCAUCAUUUUGCUAUACUACUCUCUUAUUCCAAUGGUCAUUAUACAAAUAAUUCAAGAGAUUUAGAAAGUGUCAUUGUCCCAGAUCCUAUAUUAGAUUAUAGAAUUUUAAAAGCUAUCAGUACUGAAUCUAUGGUUGGUUAUUUGGAUCCAAAUUUAAUUUCACCUGGUAAAGCUGUUCCUGUAUCUGCUACAACUACAACUACUUCUACUGGUGCUACUACGGCUACGACUACUACUACUAUUACAACUACGAACAAUAAUCAGAAUGGUGGUAGUAGUAGUAGUACUGAUAGUCGAUCUUCCAGUCCUCAAAGUUCAUCAUCUUUAAAUCAUUCAAAUAAAAGUAUCAAUAAUUAUCGAUUGAACACGAGGUUAUCAUUUAAUAAUGGACAAUUGAAUAAUAAUAAUAAUAAUAAUAAUAACAAUAAUAAUAAUAAUAGUAAUUUCAAUUUGGACAUGGAUUCAUUGUAUACACCAUCAUUGGAACCAAGAAAUUUGCUGGCUGAUUUGCUAGAAUAUUGUUCUGUUGUAAUGCAAGAUGUUAAAACUCCGGAAUCACUAAACAGUUGUCAUCUUUGUUUAAUUAUUCUUUGCUGUAUUACUCAGAAUCAAUUGGCUUGUUCCUUGUUGUAUGAUAUGCAAACCAGUUUUAAAGUUAGGAUACAUAAAUCUCGUACACGUAAAUCUGAUCCGAAAAACUACAAUACAUUUACAAGUCGUCCAAUUGCUAUGGUUAUUUUAGACUUAAUGAUAGAAUUCGCUCAUGGACAUUUGAUGAAGAAACUUCCGCAUCGUUUAUACAGACUUUGUUUAAUAAUAUGUCAAAAUUUAUUAUGCUAUCAGAAAGCGCAUAAAAUUCGUUUGGAAUUCGAUUGGAAAUCAUUAUGGACAGUUAUUUUAAGUUUACUCAAAUUUGUCCUCAAUUUAGAUUUGACUAAUUUACAAUUGAUUGAUGCUUUGAAAUUAAUGGAAAAGUCAUUGCAAAUAUUCAAUUUUUUUAUUCUUCAUGGUGAUAAAUUUCUUCAAUCACUUGAUAUUUAUGAUAAUUUAUACUACGAAUUAAUACGUAUGCAUUUACUUGUCGAAAAUCUUUAUGAAUAUUCUCUUCAACAUUCAACUAGUACUACCAUAGAAAUUAAAGAUGCUGCUUCUGGUGUUGUACUUCAAUUGAGCACUCUACGAUCAAUUGUGAAUCAUUUCAAUGCUAAAAUUGCUUCAUUCUCAACAUUAAAUAAUGUGACUUCGCUUACGGAGAAUCAAGUUUUAGAUAUUGUUCGAGAGAAUUAUGAUUCAUUGACUUUACGAUUUUUAGAAAAUUUAGAUCAAAUCGAAGAGUAUGAGAUUGACAAAGAAGAUUCAAUAAUGUUUCAUACUAUUAUUGAAUCAAUCACUAAACAAAUACGUAAAGACUGUUUUGAUUCAAGUUUAGAUAUACAAAAUCAAUUGCAUGAAUUAUCAUCGAUAUCUUAAAGCAAAACUAUCAAUAUCGCUGGUGGUGAUGAUGAAGUUGCGGGGGAGAAAGUGAAUGAAAUUUCUAGUUGUUGCUUUUUUUUAAAAAAAAACAAUUUCUUGUCGUCUUUCAUAACAUCUUUUUUGCUAUUAUGAUAUCUUUUAUUUAGUAAAAAAGAAAUCGUGAAUAAACAGUAAUUAGUUGUACAUUUUUCUUUAGAUCAAUAAUUUUUUUUGAUAAUUUUCUAACAAUAUUUAUAAUAAAUAAUGUGAUAGUUUUACAUAUUCAUUUCUUAUUUUAAUUCAUGGUUUGUUCGUUUGUUUGUUUGUUUAUACUUUUUUUUUAAAAAAAAUUUAAAUUCCCUAAAAUAUUGUCAUUAAAUUUUGUAGUACUUCUUUUUUUCACAUAAAAACACUUGAUUGAGAUUUCUGUACACAUUGUCACCAAGCAUGCAAUAAUUUUCAAAGUAUACACAUGUAUUGUUAUUAUCAUGUCUUGAUGUGAAUUCAUCUUUUUUACACACUGUGACUAUUUUAAAGUAUCUUAAUAAGUCAUCAACUGGAUAUUUAUUAACUGGUUCUCUUUUUUCCAUAAAAUUGUUUACUUCGAAAAAAUGCCACGUUGAGUGCUUAAUUUAUUUUUACUAUCUCUUUACACUACUGGUUAUUAUAGCAAGUAGUAUAGUUUUAUUGUACAUGUUCAGUUGAUGCUCAGCUGUAAACUAUAUUUCUAAUAAAUUAUUUUUCAGUGCAGCUUGGUAAUUCAGUUUGAAAACAGCACUACCAACUUAAUGUUCGCUGACACACUUUGGGCUAUAUGCUAAAUAUCAUUUUCGUCGAUUUUGGA
This is a messenger RNA of Schistosoma turkestanicum, 3234 nucleotides long. The record is from the annotation of a GenBank genome assembly. Lineage: Eukaryota; Metazoa; Platyhelminthes; Trematoda; Strigeidida; Schistosomatidae.